Messenger RNA from Scutellospora calospora, 279 nucleotides. Lineage: Eukaryota; Fungi; Glomeromycota; Glomeromycetes; Diversisporales; Gigasporaceae. The record is from the annotation of a GenBank genome assembly.
AAAGAUAAAGAAGAAAAUGAACGAGAUAAGAAGAUUAGAGAGUUAGAGAAGAAAGUUAAGGAGUAUGAAAAUUUUUUAGAAGUGAAAGGAGUAGAUGAAGUUUAUGAGAUGAUGAUGAGUUAUAAAAAUAGCAUAGAGAAAAAGGAGAAUCAAUUAGAUCAUAUGCAGAAGAAAUUUGACAGGUAUAAAGUUUAUCAAGAGGGAGAGAAGAAGAAAUUAAGAGAUAGAAUAGAGGAUUUGGAAAAUGAAAUUUGCAGAAUACAAUUAGGGUUGUUGUAA